Acanthochromis polyacanthus (spiny chromis) is the source of this 4577-nucleotide messenger RNA. Its product is annotated as plakophilin-4. The record is from RefSeq and is a predicted model, not a curated record. Gene Ontology annotation, molecular function: cadherin binding. The coding region runs from base 163 to 3753 and encodes 1196 amino acids. Gene Ontology annotation, cellular component: plasma membrane; cytoplasm; nucleus. Gene Ontology annotation, biological process: cell-cell adhesion; cell-cell junction assembly. The transcript is spliced from 23 exons. NCBI's taxonomy places the organism in Eukaryota, Metazoa, Chordata, Actinopteri, Pomacentridae.
CAGCCGAGGGGUCGUCUUCUUCUCUCGAGUAUGGACGCGAGUUUCAUUCUUCCACAUGCAUGGGACUAAACGACGGGACUUUACAGAUGAACUUACACGUUCCAAUGUAGAUCCGAGCCGCAGCUCAGCCCUCGCACCAACAGUCCUCCUCACGUAUGAGGAAUGCCAGCUCCUGAGCAGAGCCCAGUGACGGAGGAGGGGCUUCUGCUGACCAUCCGCGACAGCCCAACUGGCCGCAACAUGCAGGCCGAUAACACCGCCAACAACAUCCUGGCAUCCGUCAAAGAACAGGAGCUUCAGUUUGAGCGGCUAACCAGGGAGCUGGAAGUGGAGAGGCAGAUUGUGGCCAAUCAGCUGGAAAGAUGCAGACUCGGGGCCGAGUCACCAGGCGCUGGUAGCAGCAGCUCGUCUGAGAAGUCCCUGCCUUGGAGAACUGCAGAUGCCUCCACCUCAGGGGACACCAAGUCUCGGGUGACUGACAGCUCCCAGUCGCCCAGCUAUCGCAUCAGGGCUGAGUCAGAGCAGGUGUCUCUGUACUCCCCGGAGCAGUCCUCCCUUCAUGAAAGUGAGGGGUCCGCAGGGAAUUCGUGUAGCUCAACUCAGAUGAAUUCUUACUCGGACAGUGGCUAUCAGGAUGCCAGCAGCGGCUACCUCAGCAGUCAGAACCUGGGAAAGGCUGAGCUGAGGAUGCAGCACUCCUUCCCCGGUGCUGGCACUGGCACACUGAUGAGGAAUGCCAAGGCUGAGGGCCAGGCUUCAGCCCAGGUUCAUGCGGUCACAACAGCAGUGCCUGGCCGUGCUAUGCGAAGGGUAAGCUCAGUGCCUUCUCGCUCUCACUCGCCAGCCUACGCCAGCAGUAUGUCCCCCUCCCGCGGCUCUCUGCGUACCUCAGUUGGCAGUGCCUACGGCUCACCCAUUGUAACGGAACCUAAACCCCUCUCCAGCAUCUACUCUACAACUUUGCCCUCGACCCAGCGCUCCAGUGCUACUGGCGGCGGUGGUUCACCCUACUCCACCCAGAAAAACUCCCCCGCUGCACUGCGACGAAUGGGCUCCACAAACUCACGAUCUGGUAGCGCUAGCCGCACCACAUCACCCUACCAGGCCUCUGCAGGGUCAGGCCGCAUGGGUUCACCUCUAACAAUGGUGGACAACGUCAACCCUCCACUGACUAAGCAGCCAACUCACUCAUCGUCUCCAGUCAGGGCUAGCAUGACUGCUGUGCCCCAGCACUACAGCUCCACUCUGCCCCGCUCCAUACUCCACAACACUGACCCCUACGGACCCCAGAGUUACGACAUUUAUGAGAGGAUGACACGACCUGACAGCCUCGCAGAUGCCCUCGUUGAUGGUGACGUUCAAGGAAUGCGGAGCUCAUAUGCCAGUCAACACAGCCAGCUGGGCCAGGACUUAAGGUCAACCAUGUCCCCAGACCGUCACAUUGCACCGAUCUACGAGGAUCGGACGUUCCAAGGUCCAUUGUACCGCAGCCCCAGCCACACCCAGCAGAGCACCCUCUACAGGAGCACCUCAGGUGUGGGGAGUCUGCAAAGGACAUCCAGCCAGCGCAGUGGCAUGACCUACCAAAGAAACAACUAUGCUCUUAACACCGCAGCCACGUAUUCUGAUCCGUAUCGUUCAGCACAGUACCGUCCCUCUGAUCCCAACUACGCUCGCCAAGCUGUCAUGGAUGAUGUUGCCACACGUUCCCCUUCCAUAGACAGCAUUCAGAAGGAUCCCAGAGAGUUUGCGUGGCGUGACCCGGAGCUGACGGAGGUAAUUCACAUGCUGCAGCACCACUUUCCCUCGGUGCAGGCCAACGCAGCUGCCUACCUGCAGCACCUGUGCUUUGGUGAUAAUCGAAUCAAGAGUGAGGUGUGUCGACUAGGAGGAAUUAAACACCUUGUGGACCUGCUGGACCACAAAGUUCUUGAGGUCCAGAGGAACUCUUGUGGAGCGCUGAGGAAUCUUGUUUAUGGGAAAGCUAUGGACGACAACAAGAUUGCUGUUCGUAACGCAGGAGGUAUCCCGGCACUGCUCCGCCUACUGAGAAAGACUGUAGAUGCAGAAGUGCGGGAGCUUGUCACAGGGGUGCUGUGGAACCUGUCGUCAUGUGACGCUGUCAAGAUGACAAUCAUUCGGGACGCCUUAACAACUCUGACCAACACUGUGAUCAUCCCUCAUUCCGGAUGGAGCAGCACCACCUUUGACGAUGACCACAAGCUGAAGUUUCACUCUUCCCUGGUGCUGAGAAACACUACAGGCUGUCUGAGGAACCUGAGCUCAGCUGGUGAGGAGGCCAGAAAACAGAUGCGCACUUGUGAGGGCCUCGUUGACUCACUGCUCUACGUCAUCAAAGCCUGUGUAAACACCUCUGAUUUCGACAGCAAGAUUGUGGAGAAUUGUAUUUGCACUCUAAGGAACCUGUCAUAUCGUCUGGAGCUGGAGAUGAUGCCGUCCCGACUGAUAGGGGGGCAGGAGCUGGACGGCUUACUGGGCAGAGAGUCUCCCAGCAAAGAGGUGGACUCCAGCUGCUGGGGCAGAAAGAAAAAGAAGAAAAAAAACAGCUUGCAGGAAGACACAUGGGACGGUGUGGGGCCCAUCCCAGGCUUCUCCAAGUCUCCCAAGGGGGCAGAAAUGUUAUGGCAUCCUUCGGUGGUUAAGCCUUACUUGACACUGCUGGCUGAGAGCUCAAAUCCCGCCACUCUGGAGGGCGCCGCCGGGUCCCUUCAGAACCUGUCAGCAGGCAACUGGAAGUUUGCAGCAUACAUUCGUGCAGCAGUGCGUAAGGAGAAAGGACUGCCCAUCCUGGUGGAGCUGCUGCGGAUGGAUAACGACAGGGUGGUGUGUUCGGUCGCCACUGCUCUGAGGAACAUGGCACUGGAUGUCAGGAACAAGGAGCUUAUAGGGAAGUACGCAAUGAGGGACCUGGUCAACCGUCUCCCCGGGGGAAACACCACCCUGCUGUCGGACGAGACUGUGGCAGCCAUCUGUUGCACUCUGCACGAGGUCACCAGCAAAAACAUGGAGAAUGCCAAGGCCCUGGCCGACACGGGCGGCAUCGAGAAGCUGGUCAACAUCACCAAGGGCAGAGGAGACAGGUACUCUAUGAAGGUGGUUAAAGCAGCUGCUCAGGUGCUGAACACACUGUGGCAGUACAGGGAUCUGCGUACCAUCUACAAAAAAGACGGAUGGAACCAAAACCAUUUCCUCACUCCGGUGUCGACACUUGAACGGGACAGGUUUAAGUCCCAGCCCACCCUCCCCACCAGCACCAUUCAGAUGUCUCCAGUCAACCACCCUGCUGCCAGUGCCACGUCGUCUCCUGCAAUGCUGGGCAUCAAAGAGCAUAGAGACACUAUCAGAGAUUAUCAGAGAGCACAGUCAACUAUGCAAUUUUAUAAUUACCAAGGAGACAACAGUAUUCAUAAAAAGCAGUACACAGGAUCCGGAAAGCCGUCUCCAUAUUACUACACGUCACCCACAAGAGAGGAGCCCAGAAGAACACAGCCUGUGUAUUAUACAGAAGAGCCGAGCAGGAGGAACUACGAUACGUACAGAAUGUACCUGCAGCAUCCCCACAGCUACGACGACUCGUAUUUGGAGGUCAUCACCUACCCUCCCCCGGUCGACUACAGCUCCCAGCCUCAUGGACUGAAAUCCACCGCUAACUAUGUGGACCAUUACGCUAGCACACGGAGGCCUUCGUACAGGGCCGAGCAGUACCCCGGCUCUCCUGACUCCUGGGUAUAGAUCUGGAGAUGCUUCCGUGUUACGACCAAGAGCUUCUUUCAUCUCCGAUUCUCAUUUCGGGAUGCGACGAGGGGGCGUCUUCAGCCCGCGGCGGAGGCUAGGAGCCGGGGAGCACACAGGAAAGGACAGACUUUUUCAUGAACUUGGCUUUAUAAGUGUGUUUGUUUUAAAGUGGAUGUGUGUGUGUUUGGAGGGGAGUUCACCUGAGUGAUAACAGAUGGAAAAGAUGAGGAUGUGUGCCAAAGAAGGAAAUCAAGGAAUGUGUUUUUCAAAUAAUUUUUCAUUUAGUAGAGGAAGAUGGAAUCAUGCUUGGGUCUGUUGAGGGACUAUACUGGACACUACCGCGAGGAGACGUCGUCCUCUUCUGUCUAGAUGUUAGUUUUAUUUUCUUUCUGAAACUCUUAGCUGUGAUAGCAUGGUGAAAGGUGUGAGUCAUGUAAGCGAGGGUCUGUGGUAAGAGUCAAGAGGGGAGAACAUGUAUGUGCUGAAGCCAAAAUGGAUCAUGAACUCAUAUCUGUAAAAACAAAAUAAUAAAUAAAAAAUAGUUCACUAAUGUUAGAUUGUACAGAGGGAUCAAAUUGUAUCUGUACUUAAUGUUGAAGCUGUGUAAUGCCAUGGAGUCUUGUACAUUUCUUGCAUUUUAUUGUAAAUACAAAAAAAACAAACCUGUUACCUGGUUUACACUCAUCAGCACUGGUUAAAAAAGAAACUUGUGCCAUGUUAAAUCUCUGAAGAUAUAUAAAUAUACAAAGAAAUAUGUGGACAAAGAUGGCAUCGUAACACAACCAUGUUAACAUAAUAAAAGGUCAGUUUUGUUUUUUAAA